AUGAGUAAUAGCGCCAUUUUGGCUUUGAGUCCCUUUCUCGACGAAAACGGAUUGUUGCGGGUAGGGGGAAGGCUAGAUAACGCAAAUUUAUCCUUUGAUGCCAAACAUCAAAUUAUAUUACCGAAGCAUCACUUAAUUAGCUCACUAAUUCGCGAAGAACAUAUACGCUUACUUCACGCAGGUCAAUUAACCACGUUACAUUCCCUUAGGCAAAAAUAUUGGCCAAUUUCAGGCAAAGACCAAGUUAAAAAAGUUUUAAAAGAGUGUGUAAGGUGUUACAAAGUAAAUCCCAUCGCUUCCACUCAAAUUAUGGGUAACCUUCCGCUUGAUCGCGUUACUAUGGCAAGACCGUUUAUCCAUUGCGGAGUAGAUUACGCGGGUCCUUUAUCGUUAAAGGAAGGCAGAGGUCGUGGAAAAAGAUUGGUUAAAGGGUACAUAUCAUUAUUCAUUUGUUUAGCGACCAAGGCGGUCCACCUAGAAUUAGUCGGAGACUUAACUACCGACUCAUUCUUAGGAUCAGUGAAGCGGUUUGUUGCUCGGAGAGGUCACGUAACCGACUUUUAUUCAGACAAUGGCACGAAUUUCGUUGGAGCGGAUCGUGAGUUCCAAAGAGUUCUCCACUCUCAGGCUUUAAAAAAUCAAUUAAAUACUGUUACACAUAACAUUAAAUGGCAUUUUAUACCCCCUAGAGCGCCUCAUCAAGGAGGUCUUUGGGAGGCAAGCAUAAAACUCGUAAAACAAAAUUUGAAAAAGGUUGUAGGAAGCGCCAACCUCACUUUUGAGGAGAUGUAUACGGUUCUGGCGGGAAUCGAAGCGUGUGUAAAUUCCCGUCCUAUAACUCCACUGAGUAACGAUCCCAACGACUUAAACGCCCUAUCCCCUAGCCAUUUCCUAAUUGGAGAUUUAUUAGUUGCCCCAAUCGAAGCAGAUGUCACGCAAUUAAGAAUGAACACACUCUCCAGAUGGCAACUAGUGGAUCAGAUUAGGCAGCAUUACUGGCGGCGGUGGCAGCGUGAAUACUUAAAUAACCUACAACAACGAACCAAGUGGAAAUCUCCCAAAAAGGAUCUCGUCGUCGGAGACAUGGUGUUGGUAAAAGAAGAGAACCUCCCACCUCUCCAAUGGUCGUAUGGACGCGUCGUAGAAGUUCACAGUGGCAAUGACAAAAAGGUGCGCGUAGUUUCAAUUAAAACAAAAGGUGGUGUGAUAAAACGGGCAAUCAACAAAGUGUGUGUUUUGCCUAUACAGCAAUCAGAGACUGUAACUACUGUUCCACCAAAUCAACGCACAAUGUAA
Messenger RNA from Photinus pyralis (common eastern firefly), 1296 nucleotides. RefSeq lists its product as uncharacterized. The transcript has a single exon. The record is from RefSeq and is a predicted model, not a curated record. Gene Ontology annotation, molecular function: nucleic acid binding. NCBI's taxonomy places the organism in Eukaryota, Metazoa, Arthropoda, Insecta, Coleoptera, Lampyridae. The coding region runs from base 1 to 1296 and encodes 431 amino acids. Gene Ontology annotation, biological process: DNA integration.